This is a messenger RNA of Morus notabilis, 2106 nucleotides long. Its product is annotated as NADP-dependent malic enzyme. Gene Ontology annotation, molecular function: malate dehydrogenase (decarboxylating) (NAD+) activity; malate dehydrogenase (decarboxylating) (NADP+) activity; NAD binding. NCBI's taxonomy places the organism in Eukaryota, Viridiplantae, Streptophyta, Magnoliopsida, Rosales, Moraceae. The transcript is spliced from 20 exons. Bases 150 to 1925 code for a protein of 591 amino acids. Gene Ontology annotation, biological process: pyruvate metabolic process; malate metabolic process. The record is from RefSeq and is a predicted model, not a curated record. Gene Ontology annotation, cellular component: chloroplast.
UGCAUGUGAAGUGCAGCUCAUUAGCAGGGCAUAGCAGUUUUCUAACAAAAGAUUCUCUCUAUUAUUUCUUCUGGUGUUGUGUCCGAUAGACGAUAGAGAGUGAAGUGAGAAGAGAGAAGAAACUGAUCAUAUUGAGAGUUGAGACUAAUAUGGAGAGCACUUUGAAGGAUAUUAGAGAUGGAGCUUCGGUUCUGGACAUGGACCCGAAAUCCACGGUCGGUGGCGGCGUUGAGGACGUGUACGGCGAGGAUCGUGCCACGGAGGACCAGCUCGUCACCCCUUGGACCUCCUCAGUCGCCAGUGGAUUUUCUUUGCUGAGAGAUCCUCAAUACAACAAAGGACUCGCAUUUACUCAGCAAGAGAGAGACGCUCAUUACUUGCGUGGUCUUCUUCCUCCAGCUACUGUCUCUCAGCAACUUCAGGAGAAGAAGUUGAUGGAAAGCAUCCGACAAUACCAAGUACCUCUCCAAAAAUACAUUGCCAUGAUGGAGCUUCAGGAGAGAAAUCAAAGGCUAUUCUACAAACUUCUCGUUGACAAUGUUGAGGAGUUGCUACCAGUUGUUUACACUCCAACUGUUGGGGAGGCUUGCCAGAAAUAUGGAAGCAUAUUCAAGCGUCCUCAGGGUCUUUACAUCAGUUUGAAUGAGAAGGGCAAAAUUCUGGAGGUACUGAAGAAUUGGCCAGAAAGGAGUAUUCAAGUUAUUGUUGUGACUGAUGGUGAGCGUAUUUUGGGACUUGGGGACCUUGGUUGUCAGGGUAUGGGAAUUCCUGUAGGGAAAUUGGCUUUGUACACAGCACUUGGAGGUCUUCGUCCUUCAUCUUGCUUGCCUAUAACUAUCGAUGUGGGGACGAACAAUGAGCAGUUGUUAAAUGAUGAGUUCUACAUUGGUCUUAGACAAAAGAGAGCAACUGGGCAGGAAUAUGCGGAUCUUUUGCAGGAGUUCAUGACUUCUGUCAAGCAGAACUACGGGGAAAAAGUUAUUGUACAGUUCGAAGAUUUUGCAAAUCACAAUGCUUUUGAGCUGCUAGCAAAAUAUGGAACCACUCAUCUCGUCUUCAACGAUGAUAUUCAGGGCACAGCAUCUGUCGUUCUUGCAGGAGUUGUUGCAGCAUUGAAGUUGAUUGGUGGUUCCUUGGCUGAUCACAAAUUCUUGUUCCUUGGUGCUGGUGAAGCGGGGACUGGUAUAGCAGAGCUAAUAGCUCUUGAGAUAUCAAAGCAGACAAAAGCUCCUUUGGAAGAGACUCGUAAGAAGAUCUGGCUUGUGGAUUCAAAGGGAUUGCUUGUUAGCUCUCGUAAGGAAUCACUUCAACACUUCAAGAAACCUUGGGCUCAUGAACACGAACCCAUUAAGGAUCUCCUAUCUGCAGUCAAGGCUAUUAAACCAACGGUUCUUAUUGGAUCAUCUGGGGUUGGAAGAGCGUUUACAAAGGAAGUGAUUGAAGCUGUCACCUCCUUCAAUGAGAAACCUCUCAUCUUGGCUCUUUCAAACCCAACUUCACAGUCAGAAUGCACAGCUGAAGAAGCUUACACUUGGAGUGAGGGUCGUGCAAUUUUCGCAAGUGGAAGUCCAUUUGAUCCUAUUGAGUACAACGGGAAAGUCUACUAUUCUGGACAGGCCAAUAAUGCUUACAUUUUCCCUGGAUUUGGUUUGGGGUUAGUCAUCUCUGGUGCAAUCCGUGUGCAUGAUGAGAUGCUUCUAGCAGCCUCCGAAGCCUUGGCAAAACAAGUCAAGGAGGAGAAUUAUGAAAAGGGACUGAUCUACCCACCAUUUUCUAUCAUCAGAAAAAUCUCCGCGGAAAUUGCUGCUAAUGUUGCUGCUAAGGCAUAUGAACUGGGUUUGGCUACUCGUCUGCCUCGUCCCGGAAACCUUGUCAAGUAUGCCGAGAGCUGCAUGUACACUCCGACUUAUCGCAGCUACCGUUGAAAAGCCUUAUGCGGCCAGUGUUCAACAGUUUCUUGCAAUAAUCAUGGCAGUGUGUUUUAUCAUUUCUGUCAUCAAAGAAUAAAAGAUUUGAUAAUACAUGUCUGUUAUCACUUGUGUAAUGUGUCGUGUGUCUAAGUCCAUAGUGAGGGUGGUGUUUUUUUUUUUUUUUUUUUUUUUUUUU